This is a messenger RNA of Anguilla anguilla (European eel), 1985 nucleotides long. RefSeq names its product mitogen-activated protein kinase 9 (gene mapk9). Gene Ontology annotation, cellular component: nucleus; cytoplasm. Gene Ontology annotation, molecular function: JUN kinase activity; ATP binding. The transcript has 12 exons. Gene Ontology annotation, biological process: protein phosphorylation; JNK cascade. The record is from RefSeq and is a predicted model, not a curated record. Bases 691 to 1962 code for a protein of 423 amino acids. Lineage: Eukaryota; Metazoa; Chordata; Actinopteri; Anguilliformes; Anguillidae.
AGGUUGCGGUGUUACUAUUUUGACGUAAUUUAAAUUUCAUUUUCCGAUUAACAGCCCAUAGAUCAGCGUUAAAUGGGUCCGUUUUUAAGUUAAUAUCACUAUAAGGACGUCCGAUGACAAUAUCUGUAGUUAGGAAAUAGCUGCUUCCACAACCUACGCAAGACUGAAUCAGUUGAAUUACACCCACUGUAGCCUACAGUGUUUACAGUUAACCUGUUGGUAUACGCUACAACUGCUGCUCGCAAAUAUUUCCAGAAAAACACGAAAUGACAUUUAAAAACUCUUCUGCUCGCAUUUCCCGUAUGCACCGAGGCACAUUUGCUUAGUCUUCAUACAACAACAAAAAAACGGUAAUCGUUUUCGGUAAAAACUCGCAAUAAAACUUGAGAUCCCGACUACGCGAUGACGUCAUUCGAGUUUCCUGCCUGCCGUCGAAUUGUUGUGCCAGCGAGCCUCCGCCCCCAAUCGUGCCAUUGACAGGAGUUCGGAAUUCGGUGGCUGGCGGAGCAGAAGAGCUCGCUUACUUUUCGCCGUCAGCGAGGUCGCUUGUUUGUUAUCUUCGCUUGGAUCCGGGAGCGUGGCUGUGAAUGUGUAGAAGCUGGGAGCCGCUUCUCUUGCGCGGCUCACUGUACAUGGGAGUGUUGGAAAAGCGAGGGGAGAAGGUGUAAUCCGCGCUCAGGUGAAGCCGCCAUGAGUGAGGGGGAGGGGCAGUUCUACAGCGUGCAGGUGGGCGACUCCACCUUCACCGUGCUGAAGAGGUACCAGCAGCUCCGCGCCAUCGGGUCCGGAGCCCAGGGCAUCGUGUGCUCCGCUCUGGACACAGUUCUGGGCGUCCCCGUGGCGGUGAAGAAGCUGAGCCGGCCGUUCCAGAACCAGACCCACGCCAAGCGGGCCUACCGCGAGCUGGUGCUGCUCAAGUGUGUCAAUCACAAAAAUAUUAUUAGGCUUAUCAACGUCUUCACGCCACAGAAGUCUCUGGAGGAGUUCCAGGAUUUGUACCUGGUGAUGGAGCUUAUGGACGCCAGCUUGUGCCAGGUGAUCCACAUGGACCUGGACCACGAGAGGAUGUCCUACCUGCUGUACCAGAUCCUGUGUGGCAUCCGACACCUGCACUCAGCGGGCAUCAUACACAGGGACCUGAAGCCCAGUAACAUCGUGGUGAAGUCGGACUGCACGCUGAAGAUCCUGGACUUCGGAUUGGCCAGGACGGCCUGCACUAGCUUCAUGAUGACCCCGUACGUGGUGACCAGAUACUACCGAGCGCCGGAGGUCAUCUUGGGCAUGAAGUACAAGGAGAACGUGGACAUCUGGUCUGUGGGCUGCAUCAUGGGAGAGAUGGUGAAAGGGAGCGUCAUCUUCCAAGGAACAGACCACAUAGACCAGUGGAACAAGGUGAUUGAGGUGCUGGGCACGCCCUCGCUGGAGUUCAUGAGCCGGCUGAUGGAGACCGUGCGGAACUACGUGAUGAACAAGCCACAGUAUCCCGGGGUCAACUUCACCGAGCUCUUCCCCGAUUGGGCGUUCCCCUCCGAGUCCGAGCACGACAAGAUCAAGACCAGUCAGGCUCGAGACCUGCUGUCCAAGAUGCUGGUGAUCGACCCCGAGUGCCGGAUCUCUGUGCAGGAGGCCCUGAAUCACCCCUACAUCCACGUUUGGUACGACCCGGCGGAGGCAGAUGCGCCUCCUCCGCAGAUCUCGGAUAAACAGCUGGAGGAGAGAGAGCACACCAUCGAACAGUGGAAAGAACUGAUCUAUGAAGAAGUGAUGGACUGGGAAGAGAGAAACAAGAAUGGAGUGAUGAGAGAAGACUGUGGAGACGCAGCGGUGAACAGCAGCGCCACGCCCUCCCAGUCGUCCUCCAUCAACGACAUCUCGUCCAUGUCCACGGAGCAGACUCUGGCCUCCGACACCGACAGCAGCAGCAUCGACGCCCUGUCGGGGGUGCUGGAGGAGUGCCAGUGAGCCCCGCCCCGCCCCGCCCCGCC